Theileria orientalis strain Shintoku is the source of this 123-nucleotide messenger RNA. RefSeq lists its product as hypothetical. The record is from RefSeq and is a predicted model, not a curated record. Lineage: Eukaryota; Apicomplexa; Aconoidasida; Piroplasmida; Theileriidae. The coding region runs from base 1 to 123 and encodes 40 amino acids. The transcript has a single exon.
AUGACCCCCAACCGUCUAACAAGUCCUAGUAAAUCUUCUACAUUGCUUCUUUUCUAUUCUUUCAGGUCGUCACACACCCUUUGCUACUCACACUUACCAUACACAUGUUGUACACAUUCAUAA